CUCUUAUUAUGUUUGAAUUCAAUUCUAUACUUACCGUUGCCUAAAUAAAACCCGAUUCGAUUUAGAACUGCCCAACAAAUAAAAAUAAGCUUCCGAUCUCGGCCCCCCCUCUCUUCCUCCUCGUCUUCGUCCGCCUCUGCAUCCGUGGUGUAGAUUUUGAUCGACUUCCGGGCCAUUUCUUGGGCGCUCGCCUCCGUGGUGUUGGAUGGAGGCUAUUAGGAAGCAGGCCUCCAAAUUCAGGGAGCAGGUCGCCAGGCAGCAGCAGGCUGUUUUCAAGCAAUUUGGAGGUGGUGGAUAUGGAAGUUCUGAUAGUAUAUUUUCAGAUGCAGCGGAAUAUCAGCAGCACCAAAAAUUAGAAAAGCUUUACAUAUCAACUCGAGCUGCCAAGCAUUUUCAAAGGGAUAUAGUGCGUGGUGUGGAAGGAUAUAUCGUCACAGGGUCCAAACAAGUUGAAAUAGGCAAUAAAUUAUCUGAUGAUAGUAGGAAAUAUGGUGUUGAGAACACCUGCACUAGUGGGAAUACACUAUCGAAAGCUGCUUUAUGUUAUGCGAGAGCUCGUGCACAAAUGGAGAAUGAACGCGGCAAUCUACUGAAAGCUCUUGGUUCCCAGGUUGCAGAGCCACUAAGAGCCAUGGUAAUGGGUGCUCCAUUGGAAGAUGCUCGACACCUUGCCCAAAGAUAUGAUAGGGUGCGCCAGGAAGCUGAAGCUCAGGCAAUUGAAGUUUCAAAGCGCCAAAUUAAAGUAAGAGAAACUGUUGGCAGUGGUGAUAACAUUUCAAAGCUAGAAGCUGCUGAAGCCAAGCUACAAGAACUAAAAUCUAGUAUGGCAGUAUUGGGUAAGGAAGCUGUUGCAGCAAUGACUGCUGUGGAAGCCCAACAACAAAGAUUAACCUUACAGCGGCUUAUUGCUAUGGUCGAAUCAGAGCGCACUUACCAUCAGAAGGUCCUACAAAUUCUUGAACAACUUGAAGCAGAGAUGCUAUCUGAGCGUCAAAGAAUUGAAGCAUCUCCAAGUCCAGCCUCAGAAAACUUUAUGCCGCCUCCACCAUCAUACGAAGAAGCCAAUGGCAUGUUUACAAACUCAACUGUCGAUGGAUUAACAGAAUCUGUGGAAUACUUUUUAGCUGAGGUAAUUCAUUCAUAUCAGGCUGAGACAGAUGUGGAGCUUAAUCUUUCUGUUGGCGACUAUGUUGUUGUACGUAAGCUAUCAAACAAUGGUUGGGCGGAAGGUGAAUGCAAAGGAAAAGCAGGUUGGUUCCCUUCUGUAUACAUUGAAAGGCGGGAGCGUGUGCUCGCAAGUAAGAUCGUUCAAAUUCUGUAAAAAUAUUGCUCAGGGAGGUCGGUCUAUCCAUCUGGGUGUUGUAAGGUGUUGCAAUGUUUGGGCUUCCAUAAGCUGAAACCUAGUCAUAUUUGCAUCUUCAGUUCAUUAUUUUGUUCUUCCCCCCUUA
Molecule: messenger RNA, 1448 nt
Organism: Musa acuminata subsp. malaccensis (wild Malaysian banana)
Lineage: Eukaryota; Viridiplantae; Streptophyta; Magnoliopsida; Zingiberales; Musaceae
Product: SH3 domain-containing protein 2
Molecular function (GO): protein binding
Source: RefSeq, a predicted model, not a curated record